Molecule: messenger RNA, 1423 nt
Organism: Ipomoea nil (Japanese morning glory)
Lineage: Eukaryota; Viridiplantae; Streptophyta; Magnoliopsida; Solanales; Convolvulaceae
Product: 25.3 kDa vesicle transport protein-like
Exons: 7
Coding region: 325-981 (218 amino acids)
Biological process (GO): vesicle fusion with Golgi apparatus; retrograde vesicle-mediated transport, Golgi to endoplasmic reticulum; endoplasmic reticulum to Golgi vesicle-mediated transport
Cellular component (GO): ER to Golgi transport vesicle membrane; SNARE complex; endoplasmic reticulum membrane
Molecular function (GO): SNAP receptor activity
Source: RefSeq, a predicted model, not a curated record
GUCUAAGCACUGAUAGCUGGAAUUACAAGUUUACAACGCAUUUUCCGUUAUCAUAUCGAUCCCUGCAAAACCCCCUCCGGCAUUCCACAGAUUCCGAUCCCGUAAAUAUCAAUCGUUGUCGGAAAUAUAGCUCAGAGGAAGACGAGGAUCAGAAGCGGCUGUUACAACUCCUAGAAUUGUCCAUCCGUAGAGGAGAUCGAGAAGUAGGACACAUCUACGGAUUUACAGGCUCGUAUAAAUAACAAAGAAGGGGAAUGGUGUUGGCACUGGUUAGGCCGGCGAGCCAGAAAAUAUUGUGGGAAGUUUUUCCCUCUUGAAAGAAAGAUGGUGAAGUUGACUAUGAUUGCCCGUAUUGUUGAUGGCCUUCCUUUAGCUGAAGGAUUGGAUGACGGUCGUGAUAUACCAGAUGCAGAUUUCUACAAGCAGCAGGUCAAGAGCUUAUUCAAGAACCUAGCAACGGGCCAUAAUGAACCUUCAAGAAUGUCUAUUGAGACUGGCCCUUACAUGUUUCAUUAUGUAAUUGAAGGGCGUGUUUGUUAUCUAACAAUGUGUGACCGUUCGUAUCCCAAGAAACUUGCCUUUCAAUACCUGGAAGACCUUAAGAACGAAUUUGAGCGUGUGAAUGGUAGUCAAAUUGAAACUGCUGCUAGACCUUACGCUUUUAUUAAGUUUGAUACUUUCAUACAAAAGACAAAGAAACUGUACCAAGACACAAGAACUCAACGCAAUAUUUCUAAGUUGAAUGAUGAGCUUUAUGAAGUUCAUCAGAUAAUGACACGCAAUGUACAAGAAGUUCUUGGGGUUGGUGAAAAGUUGGACCAGGUCAGUCAUAUGUCCAGCCGCUUGACAUCAGAGUCUCGCGUCUAUGCUGAUAAAGCAAGGGAUUUGAAUCGUCAGGCUUUAAUUCGAAAAUGGGCCCCUGUGGCGGUAGUCCUUGGUGUUGUUUUCCUCCUUUUCUGGGUGAGAAAGAAGCUUUGGUGAAAUGGUGUUGCCUUCGACCUCAAGUCUGUCUAACAGAUUGCUAAGAAUAUCUCGCUUGCUAAACCUUCAUGACUUGGAUUAUAUACCCAAUUGUCAUGAGCCAGGCUCAUUUGUGAUUCACGCCAUGCACAUCACUACAAUAUGAUGCUGAGAAAGUCUUGCAUCUCUACAAUAUCAUUACAAAGAGAUUUGUCCUCUUACUGUGGAAAGAAGACUCAAAGGUAUACCAUAAUAUGACAUGUAAACAGAGUAGCAGCCAUCUCACAUUUUCAGAAAUCAUCUCACAUUUUAGCUAUUUGAUUUUCCAUUUUCCCGUUUAUACCUGUCUUUUUCAUUCGACAAAUGCUGUGAUUUAGAUUGUCAUUUUAUUUCCAACUUCCCCUUCAUCUCUCUCCCUGUCUUGCAAGAGUGAGUAUAUAUACCUAUGUGUCUUCAUUUGUCA